Penicillium nucicola is the source of this 1200-nucleotide messenger RNA. RefSeq names its product bZIP transcription factor. The record is from RefSeq and is a predicted model, not a curated record. Gene Ontology annotation, molecular function: DNA-binding transcription factor activity. Lineage: Eukaryota; Fungi; Ascomycota; Eurotiomycetes; Eurotiales; Aspergillaceae. Bases 1 to 1200 code for a protein of 399 amino acids. The transcript is spliced from 3 exons. Gene Ontology annotation, biological process: regulation of DNA-templated transcription.
AUGACAGAAAACAAACCAAACCCAAGCGUCGGUCGCAAACGCGGUCGGCCUCGAACUGUAACGGACGAGCACGAAGUGCCGGAGAGGCGUCGCAAACAAUUACGGCUAGCCCAACAGGCCUAUCGCAAGCGAAAAGAGACCACGAUCGAUAAUUUACAGAACCGCGUACUCGAACUAGAGCAGGGCAUCGAGAGUCUCGGCCAAUCCUUCCUCUCGUUUAGUAGUCUUCUGCUAGAGGAGCAGCUACUUUCACAAUACCCACAGAUCGCCUCUGCCCUGCAGAGUAUAACCCAGCAAUGUGUGUCUCUUGCAAAGGCCGGAAGCGACGAACCCGAUGAGAGUGCUGUGGCCCGAAUGGCCGAUGCAAAGGAUGUACCAGUGAAGACUGCCACCACACCAGAUGAUGAUCCACGUCAGCUGUCGAUUCUUGAUAUACCUACUUCCGACUCCUCGACAGGCGUGGAGGAAAUUAUGCGGUCGGCAACCAAAAUUUGGCCUGGACCUCCGACCCCACCAUAUCAAGAUCAAUCUGUCUUACCCUUCGGCAUCGUCAUGUCACCGGCUGACCCAUUCUAUUCACCACCACUCUCCAUAACCCCAUCCUCCGAUGGCCCAGGAACAAAUGCAAUAAUACUCGACCACCAAUGGACAAUCGCCCAGCGUCUAGUCCGGACGUGCUGUCAUCAAGGAUAUCGCCUCCUCAUCGAUCAACCAAAUCAUCCACGAGUCCCAGAGGUAUUCGGCUCGGUUCUCAGUGUACCGGAGCGUAAUCGUCUUCUUUCUGGAUUCUAUGCUGUUACGCAGGAUAAGACUGGCACUAUGACCGAUGUGAAAGCCAAUGUGCUAAGCUUUUUGAAGGCUAGUAUGGACAACUUCCCCGAGGAUCAGAUGCAGCUGUCUUCUCGAGUCUGGCAGAUUGCACUUGAAUCACAGACUGGCGCUUGGAUGGAUGCUGAGGGGGUCCAAAAGCUUUUGCGUGAGAGGCGGUAUCUUACGGAUGACUUCACCGGCGCUUCGGGUCGUCUUGGUUAUACUGUCUCACCGUCAUUGGAUGAAGCUGCCUUUAUUAGGGCUCUUGCACUUGAUCCAAUAUGUGUUGGGUAUGGGCCGGUAUUCAGACGACAGAGUGUGGAAAAGGCACUGCGCGUAGCCACUGUCAAUGUUACCUGGGGAUUCGACGAGAUCUGUGAUAUUCGAUGA